Messenger RNA from Trichoderma virens Gv29-8, 1851 nucleotides. RefSeq lists its product as uncharacterized. NCBI's taxonomy places the organism in Eukaryota, Fungi, Ascomycota, Sordariomycetes, Hypocreales, Hypocreaceae. The record is from RefSeq and is a predicted model, not a curated record. The transcript has 3 exons. Gene Ontology annotation, biological process: fatty acid metabolic process. The coding region runs from base 1 to 1851 and encodes 616 amino acids. Gene Ontology annotation, molecular function: NAD+ binding; oxidoreductase activity, acting on the CH-OH group of donors, NAD or NADP as acceptor.
AUGGCUAGUUUGUGGCAGCCCCCUCUGAACUAUCUCAACCGACCCGUUGCCGUCUUAGGUGCCGGUGUUCUUGGGCGAAGGAUAGGUAGGCAAUGCUCACGAUUAUCGUGUAUUUGGGCAUCAGCAGGCUACAAUGUGAAAAUUCGGGACCCCAGUGCACAGCAACGUGCCGACGGUGUUGCGUACGUCGAGGAAAACGUGUCUUCAUACGCCCAGAAGACUGGAAAGACUCCUGGAAAAGCAGAGGCUUUUGAGGAUAUGCAAGCUGCUGUCUCUGAUGCCUGGCUUGUCAUAGAAGCUGUUCCAGAAAAGAUUCAGUUGAAGAUCGACACCUUUGCUGAACUGGACGCUCUCACACCUGCCGAUUGCAUUCUAGCUUCGAACUCAUCCUCAUACAAGUCGUCCGAAAUGCUCGAGAAAGUCUCUGCUGCUAGAAAGACUCAGAUCCUAAAUAUGCACUACUAUAUGCCCCCAGAAUGCAUGGUCGUGGAGCUUAUGACGGACGGCCAUACAACGCAGGAUAUUUUCCCAUUCAUGGUUGAACGGUCACGAGAGGCAGCGACGUUGCCAUAUGUCGCAAGGAAAGAGUCCACAGGCUUCAUCUUCAACCGCCUCUGGGCGGCUAUUAAACGUGAGGCUCUGACUAUUCUGGCUCAAGGGGUAUCCGUGCCGGAGGAGAUCGACUCCAUGUGGACAGAAAUGUUCAUAAAAGGUGGCAUGGCGCCUUGCCGAACGAUGGACAAUGUUGGUCUUGAUACGGUGGCUUUCAUUGAGAACCAUUAUAUCGCAGAGCGUGGCUUGUCACCUGAGUUUACCGUCAACUUUUUGCAACAAAACUAUCUCGACAGUGGUAAACUUGGAACUAAAAGCGGAAAGGGAGGUCUCUACUCUCCAGAGACUAAGACCAUUGCUACCAAUGGUACUCUGAGUGCCCCCAAUAUGCUCGUUCUGGAUGUUGGUCUUUCUGCUGCUACGCCCAGCAUGAGCUCAGGUGAAAUCCUCCAAUUCAGCCCAGGUGCAAAAGCCCCGCAAAUUCUGGUCAAGGGCCAGGCAUUGCCUGAUGGCAUCGAUAUUGACCGCCCAAGCGGUCGUAUCUUCUGGUCUAAUAUGGGCAUUCCGGGAAAGGUUGAUGGAGCCAUUUAUUCCGCAAACGCUGAUGGGACUGAUAUUCGCACCCUUGUGGCUCCCGGCACUAUCAACACCCCUAAGCAACUGAUCGUUGAUAGUUUGAGCCAGGAAAUCUAUUUUAGCGAUCGUGAGGGCCUUUCUGUUUACCGCUGCAACUUUGAUGGCUCUAACCUGGAGCUGUUGAUCAAGAACGGCGAUUUUGAGAACCAGGAGCAUAGACAAGACGUCUCCAGAUGGUGUGUCGGCGUCACUGUGGCUCCCAAGCUUGGCAAAUUUUACUGGACUCAGAAAGGACCCUCAAAGGGUAACAACGGCCGGAUUUUCUGCGCUAACAUUACAACUCCUGCGGGUCAGUCGGCCCAAUCACGAGAUGAUAUUAAGUGUCUCUUGAAGGAUCUCCCCGAAGCCAUCGACCUCGAGGUGGAUGAAGAGACAAACACUCUCUAUUGGACUGAUCGCGGCGAAAUUCCCUUUGGAAACUCCUUGAACAAGGUUCAGUUAGAUGGAUCUGGCCUCACAGAAAAGCCCCUCUCUUUUGGAGAUUACGAAGUGCUCACCAGGCAUCUCAAGGAGGCCAUUGGCUUGAAAUUGGAUACCAAGAAUGGCCGCAUCUACAUGACUGAUCUCGGUGGCAACAUCUACCAGUGUGAUCUUGAUGGUAAAAACAAGAAGGUUCUCUAUUCAGACGACUUCAGAGCUUUUACUGGAAUCACUCUACUGUGA